GCCCCUUUGGAAGGCGGGGCCCGAGGGCUCCUGUGCGUGCACGCGCGCCCGUCCCGCCUGGAAGGAAGCCCCGCCCACCCCGCUCGGGCGCCAGGCAGGCCGGGACGGAGGGGCGGGGCCAGCCCGGGGGCGGGGCCGGAGGGCUCACCCAGGGCUCCGCCCCUCCCCCGACCGAAAGGGGCGGGACCGGCUGCGUUUGCUCGCACCGCAGGCAGCAGCCCCACCGGUGCAACUCGGGCGCCCUCCGCCCCCCUCCCGCCCCCCCCGUCUCCCUCCCUCCCGCCCCCGCGGGGACUCCGGAGGCCGCGCCCGGCCGGCCCGAAGGUCGCGUAAGGGCGCCGGCGGGGCUCCGGGGCUGCUCCGACGGCUGCGUCACUGGCGCGGGGGCCUCCCGCCAGCGGCCCUCCCGGCAGCUCUUGGGCGCAGGAGGCGAUGUGAUGGCGAGCGAGCCCCCCGCCGCCGCCGCCGCCGCCCCCCGCGGCACCCGCAGCAGCGCCCGCCUGACCUCCGGCCCCUGGAAGCGCCCGGCCCGGCCCGCCGCCGCCUCCCCCCCGCCCGGCCCCGGCGCCGCCCCCGCCGGCUGGCCCCGCUUCUGGGAAGGGCAGGACGUGCUGGCGCGCUGGACCGACGGGCUGCUCUACCUGGGCACCAUCAAGAAGGUGGACGCCCUCCGGCAGGUGUGCCUGGUGCAGUUCGAGGACGACUCCCAGUUCCUGGUCCUGUGGAAGGACAUUAACCCGGCUGCCGUCCCGGGUGAGCAGCCCUCCUGCAGCGUCUGCCGCUCCGAGGCCUCCAGCCCCGAGAAUCGCCUGGUCAGGUGCGACAAGUGCAGCCACGCCUACCACCAGGAAUGCCACCUGCCCCGCGUGCUCAGCGACGCCGCCUGGACGUGCCGGCAAUGUGUCUUUGCUGUGGCCACCAAGCGCGGGGGGGCCCUGAAGAAGGGGCCCUACGCCAAGGCCAUGCUGGGCAUGAAGCUGGUGCUGCCCUACCAGCUGAAGUCCCUCGACUGGGAUGCCGAGCACCUGACCAACCGGCAGCAGUGCUACUGCUACUGCGGAGGCCCCGGCGAGUGGAACCUCAAAAUGCUGCAGUGCUGCCGCUGUGGGCAGUGGUUCCACGAGGCCUGCACCCAGUGUCUCAGCAAGCCCCUCCUCUACGGGGACAGGUUCUACGUCUUUGAAUGCUGCGUCUGCACUCUGGGCCCUGAGAGCGUCCGGCGCCUGGCCCUGCGUUGGGUGGACGUGGCCCACCUUAUCCUGUAUCACCUGAGCAUUUGUUGCAAGAAGAAAUAUUUCGAUUUUGAGCGAGAAAUCCUGCCUUUCGCCAGCGAGAACUGGGACAGCCUCCUGCUGGGAGAGCUCUCCGAGACACCCAAAGGAGAAAGGUACAACCAGCUGCUGAGUGCCCUGACCAGCCACAAGGACAGAUUCAUUUCCGGGAAGGAAAUCAAGAAGCGGAAGGGGCUCUUCGGUCUGCACCUGCGAGUCCCACCCCCCGCCCCCCAAGCCCCAGAGUGCCCCGGGCCACCCCUCCUCUCCGAGAGCAGCUUGCUUUCAGGGCAGGGCAGGCGUGGGUCGGGACCGCAGCCCAGGAGGGACAGGUGCCAUCGCCCGAAGGCUCCAGGGGCAGCCUUGAGCACGGAGCAGCGCAGCACCAGGGAGAGGGAGCGGCUGGGCAGGGCCCUCACUCAGGAGCUGGUGCAGAGCCCCAUCAGCCCUAACCAGAACUACGGCGGCUACGGCGGCACCUGCAGCACAUACAACUUCCGCCGCACUGAUGCCCGCUGCCAGGACAGCGCUCCGAUCCGGAUGUUCGCCUCCUUCCAUCCCUCGGCCAACACCGCAGGGACCUUGAGGGUACUGAAUGUCUGUGGAGCUGGGCCGCCCGUGUUCUGGAUAGGAUGCACCCCAACGGCUGACGGGGCUCUGAGCAGAAGCGGUGAGCCCCCCCUUGACCCUUGUGUGGCAGCCACCCCCGCCGCAGAGCAGCAGAGUCCGGAGCGCCCUGCCCCUGCCUUCCUGCCCUGCGCGACGCCUCCCCUCAAACGCCGAGCCGUGCCCCCUCCCCCCCCCCCCCGCCAUGCCCUCCUCCCUCUGCGCCCCAGCCAGCAGCAGCUACUUUGGGGCGAUGGGCCGGCUGGCGCGGGGGGAGGCCGUCCGCAUCCUGGCCCGGCGCAUCGCCAUGGACGGCACCGUCCAGUACCUGGUGGAGUGGGACGGGCGGGGCAUGUUUUAGGCUGCCUGCUGGCUAAAGAGUGAGACUCCACCUGGAGCCACAAGGACCCCCACCCCCGAUUUCCACAGAAGGAAGGGCAGCUGGGGACCUGGGAAAGGGACCCUGGCUGGAGGGCCCCGCCACCUUGCCGCCUGCGCUCUCCCACCCCUCCUAGCCCCCCUGUGGAG
Molecule: messenger RNA, 2405 nt
Organism: Pantherophis guttatus
Lineage: Eukaryota; Metazoa; Chordata; Lepidosauria; Squamata; Colubridae
Gene: PHF1
Product: PHD finger protein 1
Biological process (GO): negative regulation of gene expression, epigenetic
Cellular component (GO): nucleus
Molecular function (GO): chromatin binding; DNA binding
Source: RefSeq, a predicted model, not a curated record